GUUCCCAUUCCCAUUCCCAUUCCCAUUCCCGUUCCCGUUCCCGUUCCCCCUGUUCCCAUUCCCAUUCCCGUUCCCGUUCCCAUUCCCAUUCCCAUUCCCAUUCCCAUUCCCAUUCCCAUUCCCGUUCCCGUUCCCAUU
Molecule: messenger RNA, 138 nt
Organism: Cinclus cinclus
Lineage: Eukaryota; Metazoa; Chordata; Aves; Passeriformes; Cinclidae
Exons: 2
Source: RefSeq, a predicted model, not a curated record